This is a messenger RNA of Dermacentor andersoni, 2276 nucleotides long. Lineage: Eukaryota; Metazoa; Arthropoda; Arachnida; Ixodida; Ixodidae. The record is from RefSeq and is a predicted model, not a curated record.
UUUUGAAUUGUUCGCUUGCCGCGUGUAGCCGCAUCCUGCGAACGUUUACGUAUGAUUGGAGAGGUUCAGUAUUGAACACGUGCCCAUGGGCUAGUAGCUUUUACAACCUGACAACGGCACUUGCAGACGUGAACUUGACCUGUUUGGUCACGUUUGUAUUUCGGGGCUUACCAUGGAGAACAUGACAGGACUUACAGAAUUAAGGGCGCAGAUGAGUCAGCACAUCUGUGAAAUGGUGCGAACUAAGGUCAGUGAGCUGAUGAGCAUUUGGUCCGACGUGGGCAUCACUUACGAGGCUACACGAAGCCGCCUCGAGCGUACUCGGGCCCACAUUGCCAACCUGCUGGACCAGAUGCUCGAGGGCGAAGUUGAAAUGCGGGAAAGACUACUCCGAAACAUCAAGGAAUUCAGCAAUGAGGUGCAACAGCUUGCCCUGGAACUCUCAGUUGCCAGCCCUGCGGUCGACAGUUCCCUCACAAUGCUCGAGAAGGAGAAUGUCAUCCGGGAAAGGUUGGAGCAACUUAAGCAGAUCAAAAGUUUCCGGAAGCGAGAACGCAAGAAGCUGCGCUCCAAGGAGUGUGAGCUGUGCACCAAGCUGGGCAUGCCAGCUCUGGUCCUUUCUAACAACACAUCCACUCCUACUGAGAAAGACCUGCAAGAGCUGGAGCAGCACGUGAAUCAGCUAGAACGAGAGAAGGCCAUUCGCUCGUGCACACUCUCUGCACUGCGGAACAGCAUCAUCGCCAAGCUGAGCCUGCUCGAUGUCCAACCAGAGGCACAGCUGGAGAUCCAGCUGGUGGAAGACCAGGAAGGCUUCAUUCUCUCAAACAGCAACAUCGAUGAAGCGAGGGCUUACCUCGAACGGCUGAAGCAGCUUGAAGAGGCAAGACGCCAGGAGCUUGCUGCCCUGCUGGAUCAGUUGGCCUUGUUUUUUGACCGGCUGGACAUCCCACUCGAAGAGCAGGACCACAUUCGGAAUGCCAACAAUGGCCUCACUCCUGCGACAAUGGCUGCGCUCAGGAACAAGCUUGCCGAGUACGAGCUGCAGAAGCGAGAGCGCCUUCGGGAGUUUGUCAUCAGAGUCAAAGACGAGCUGCUCACGUGGUACGGGAAAUGUUGUCUGCCAAUGAGUCGAGAUUUCCUCGACGAUGACGACGAAGAUGCCACCGAGGAACACCUGGCAAAGUUGGAGCAGCUGCUCAAGUCCUUGAAGGACUUCUACUCCGAGAACAAGGUCAUCAUAGCCAAGGCAGAGCGUCACGAAGCCCUGUGGAUGCGAUUUCUAGAGCUGGAGAAGCUUGCCACGGACCCGUCCCGCCUGAUGAACCGGGGAGGGCACCUCCUCAUUGAGACCAAAGAGAGGCAGCGCCUGCAGACAGAGCUCCCGAGGCUCAGGCAAGAAAUUCAAGAAUACAUUACCACCUACAGCGGCAGAAGUGAAAUAUUUGCACGCUGGGGUAAGGACUUCCUCGACCAUUUGGAUUCCCAGCAGCGUGCGCGUGCCGAAGAAAAAGAGCGCCAACGUCUCGAAAGGGAGAACCGUCGCAAAGCCACGCCCGCAAAGUUGAGCAACACAAAGCGGACCUUCUGUGGAACACCUUCUGGCAGUGCGUCCAAAAUGUUCCGGCUUGGAGCAAGCAAUGCCACCCUUGGAUCCAGCAGGCGUGUAGGCACACCAGCCAGCAAGAACACACAGGUGGCACAUGGCGGCACACCAGUCCGUGCUGGCGCUGCCGUCAGUGCUGCAAAGAGCAUUCGGCGGCGCUCGCUAAGGGCCCAGAAAAAGAGCGCCACUGGCCGACAGCUGUUCAAGGGAAAAGGAGCUGACGAGGCAUCCAGCAGCACAGCCGGACCUGUGGGUGGGCUGACCUCCAUGGACAGCUUUGCACACUUCCUCGCCCAGGCAAAUGGGAAGCAGCUCACCAGCAGCAUACUUGAAGCACCGAGGCCAUCACAACCUGAAACCGCUCCACGAGCCACAGGAGCAGACUUGGACUCGACGCUCACAGAGGAGCAAAUGCCUCCCUCGUAAACAGUCCAUACGUUUUUCUCUCAAUUUUUUUCAUCUUAUUAUGUUUACUAAUUACAGAUGUAUGUUAAUCUGCGGAACUUUGUACACAGUCAUGUAAAAAUUCUUGUACAUAUUUCACAUGUGUCGGCAUCCUUUUAGAAUUUGUUCUUAAGCUUGACGGUGAUACUCUUACCAGCAGCUGCACCAUGAAAUGAAGUUGCAAUCUGGUGUUGCUCAUUGUAUAAUAAAUGUUUUAUUCUAGUUG